Ascochyta rabiei is the source of this 402-nucleotide messenger RNA. RefSeq lists its product as uncharacterized. Bases 1 to 402 code for a protein of 133 amino acids. NCBI's taxonomy places the organism in Eukaryota, Fungi, Ascomycota, Dothideomycetes, Pleosporales, Didymellaceae. Gene Ontology annotation, cellular component: NatC complex. The transcript is spliced from 2 exons. The record is from RefSeq and is a predicted model, not a curated record.
AUGUCGGCGAAACGAUACAGCUGGUACCUCCCCUACAUGGAGUCACCGACCAGCGAGGAGAGCAAGACCAACGCCGGAAUGGACAACGAACAAGCCACCUUCUGGCUCUCGCAGUUCAUUGGCAAGAACCUGCGCAUCCAUGCUUCUGACGGCCGUGUCUUUGCUGGGCAGAUGAAGUGCACCGACAGAGACCGCAACAUCAUCCUCUCACUUGCAUACGAGUACCGUGCACCGUCUGCUGAGGCCAUUCGCAAGGCCGUUGAAGAGUCUGGGAGCCCAUCUGCCAGUGUGACGUGGAACAGCCGCUACGUUGGUCUGGUCGUUGUGCCAGGACAGCACGUAAAGAAGAUCGAAUUCGAAGAGAGCACGUUGCCAGGUCAAAAAAGUGGCCUCACCCUCUGA